This is a messenger RNA of Canariomyces notabilis, 1587 nucleotides long. RefSeq lists its product as uncharacterized. The record is from RefSeq and is a predicted model, not a curated record. Gene Ontology annotation, molecular function: RNA binding. Lineage: Eukaryota; Fungi; Ascomycota; Sordariomycetes; Sordariales; Chaetomiaceae. The coding region runs from base 1 to 1587 and encodes 528 amino acids. The transcript has a single exon.
AUGGCUGUACCGGCCUUUCUCCCGCCUGCGCCUUCUUAUCGGACGCCUGUGACUGCUCCAUCAAUUUAUACUCGGUCGUUCCCGACCGCCAAUUCUUUCGAUCGCGACGCGCAAAAGCAGCCUCCCAAUGGAUUCUCCACGACCCCUCCCACCCUUUCGUCGGCGCUGAUCCGGAACCUCCCCCUCAACACUUCGGAGGAGUCACUGCGCUUGAUGAUGGUUUUCUCCAAAGACCUUGUCGAGGUCGAGGUUCUACCCGUCGAGCAGUCUGGAGACGCAGGUUUCCGAUCUGCUAUUCUCAGGUUCAAAAGCCCAGCCGGCGCGCAGGAAGCAAAGAACAUGCUCGAUGGCAAAUCCAACAUUUCUAACGACGCCGAGAUGAUUGUCGAGAUCCUGGGCUCGACGAGUCCCACUUCCCUGGGCAAGAAAUACGCGAAUGACGCUAUGAUCCCUGCGGGCACAUCGUCUGCGGCCCCGCCUGCGACCUCCUCGGCAGCUCCGUCGGCUCCGUCGUCGAGGCACACAUCGCGAUUCAAUGGAACAUUUCAAUCGCUCGAAAAGAUGGCAUCCCCGUUGAAUACCAUGUAUGGAGAUGCCCAAGUCCAUGAAACAAACACGCACUAUCAAAAUAUCUUUUCUCCCCAGUCGCCAAUCGGGAACCAUCUCGCAAACUCCACCCAGGUCACCGGCAAAUCGUUAAUAGACUCAGCCGAGGACGACGAGACCAAGGAACUCUUGAAGGACCCCGUUGGGUUUGCUGAAUUUGCCGAGAAUGGCCUGCAGCGCCGCCAGACGGCCCCGCAAAUCCCAAUCACUCGCAUGGCAGGCCUCUCGCUGAACACGAAUCCAACGACGGGCCAUGUUCCAGUAACUCACUAUGGCCACCCAGGGAUGGGCAGUUUACCAGGGCUCUCUAAUACCAUGUCCCCUACGUUGAUGUCGGGCCCCGGCAUGGUAUACAACCCUUCGUUCCGAACAAGCAACUUCCCCCCUGCCAAUCCGGCCGAUCAGAACCCGCCAUGCAAUACGCUCUAUGUCGGCAAUCUUCCUGUUGAUACCUCGGAAGAAGAGCUCAAGGCACUGUUCUCGAAGCAACGGGGCUACAAACGGCUUUGUUUCAGGACUAAACAGAACGGGCCCAUGUGCUUUGUUGAGUUCGAGGACGUGUCGUUUGCCACCAAGGCAUUGAACGAUCUCUAUGGCCACCUGCUCCAUAACAGCGUCAAAGGCGGCAUCCGUCUGAGUUUCUCCAAGAACCCGCUCGGCGUCCGAUCCGGCCAGACCUCUGGUCAGAGUGCCGCUGGAGCCAUGGGCGGCAUGAACGGAAUGCAUCUCGGGUCUACUAGUGGCUUUACUACAGCUAGCGGCCCUCCGCCGGGACUUUCAGCGCCGCCUGGUCUCGGCAUGAAUCGAGCGGGAUACACUGGAUCGCCCGGGCGAGGCCUUGGCCCGAACGGCAUGUACAGUUCUCCCACCUCCACAGUCGGGCCGAGCAACCCGUGGGGAGGCGCGUACAACGGCAUCGGCCACGGACCCAUGAUGGCCGGCGCUGCCUCGGCCUAUCCUCCGCAUAUGAUGGGGAAAUAG